This is a messenger RNA of Ectocarpus siliculosus, 1195 nucleotides long. The record is from the annotation of a GenBank genome assembly. Lineage: Eukaryota; Phaeophyceae; Ectocarpales; Ectocarpaceae.
GUGCCGCGUCUCUGCUGUCUGGUACACUUGAGUCACUCACGACACCCUCCUGGCUUGAUGAUGGGGAUUCGAUCACUGUCUCUCGUGCUUCCUCUGGCAUGUUCGCCGGCGGAAUCUUUUGUCCUGCCUGCGACAAGGUUGCGGUCCGUUGCGCCGCUGCGACUAGAUUGUGACGUGCAAUACAGCAGAGGUGCGGCCAGGAGCGGAACUGACGCUGCGGUCAAGGGCAGGGAGCGUUUCAUGUCAAUGGAGCUGGGGCUCAACCCUGUCAAGCAUCGAUGUUCAUGCCAACCCGUGGGCGCACACCGCUCCAGGUCUCUACCCCUGAGGAGCAAGCAGGUGCAGGCAUCAGCGGAGGAAACCAAUUUGUCGGCGGAUCCAACCCAAGAGACGUUACCCGAGUGCAUAUCGAACGAUGCCGUGUCCUACUGGGUACACCCGGCAAAGGAAUCACACAUCUGGCUUGUGGGAGUUGUCCACGGCGCCAAGUCCGGGGUGCAGUUGGUGGAGGAAGCGAUCGGAGGGAUCAGGCCAGAAGUCGUCAUGGUGGAGCUAGAUGCGGAUCGCAUUUGUGUGCUGCCCCCAGGGGAGGCAAUGGAGACCCGAAACGGCCUUUGGUGGUGGGCACCAGAGGAAGAACCGGAGGGAUCAGCUGACGUAGAUGAAGAUGGCGAUGAAGACGGAGAAUAUGCGGAGGACGACGAGGACGUGGACGACGAGGAAGAAUCAGUUUCACCCAUGAUUGAAAUCCAGACUGCAGUACGCGAAGCGGGAGCGUGUGGUGCGAGAGUGCUCCUCGGAGACAGGGACUACGAGACGACGGGUCGUCUACUGGAGAAAGCGAAACGGGCGGACAUGGCUAGCGCAAAGGAGAGGAAAGAGUUCAAUGAUCUUACGACCAGCUUUGAUUGCGAGGUGAUGGCGAAGAACUUGAUGAAGCUGCGGGGAGAGCAGACGACGGUAGCGGUGAUCGGAAUGGCACACCUUGAUGGCGUCGAGAAAGUGUUGAAGGGUCACGGCUGGCAGCGUAGACGGGCGUAAGCGAAUCAACCCCAAGAAAUAUCAGCGGUGCACCCAGUUCUCAUACUCCCGUACGGGGCUUGUAGCAUGGUGCCAGCCAGUGGUGUUCUCAAGGAACUGUGGAAUUGUGGUUGUUGUUGUUGUUGUUGUCUUCACAUUAAAAGCCGUUCCGGUC